Petromyzon marinus (sea lamprey) is the source of this 1426-nucleotide messenger RNA. RefSeq names its product nudix hydrolase 13 (gene NUDT13). NCBI's taxonomy places the organism in Eukaryota, Metazoa, Chordata, Hyperoartia, Petromyzontiformes, Petromyzontidae. Gene Ontology annotation, molecular function: hydrolase activity. The record is from RefSeq and is a predicted model, not a curated record.
UCGUCGGCGAAGGCGGAGGCGAUGGCGAUGCCGCCGCCGCUGCUGCUGCUGGGGCUGGCGCGGAUGACGGCGACGGCGGCGGGGCCGCUGACCCCGAGGCGCGCGGCGUUCGACGGCUCCCUCCGCCGGCUGCGGCUGCUCGCGUGGACGGAGCCGAGGCGCCACCUGGCGGGCUACGUGCGGCAGGUCAGGCUCGUCCAGGAGCUCAAGGAGAAUGACACCAAAUGCAGGCAGGCGAUGGACUCCGGUCUCUACCUCCUCUUCCACCGCCUCGCCCCCUUUGUCCAGCGCCACAACUCGGGCUACAGGGCCACCUGGCUGCCCGCUGCAGAGGCGCUGAGGGUGCUGGAUGUUGGGGGGCAGCCCCCCGAGAGGCUUCACGAUGCUGUGCUGCUGGACUGCACCCCAGAUCUCACUCCGCGGUUCGCUCUGGACACCGCGUCUUGUGCGAACAAGGGUGCCCUGGAGGCUGCAUUGGAUGGAUCCUUCAUGAAGAUGCGGAGCGCUUUCUUCCUUCUGUCUGGGAAGGAUGCACACAUGUUGUCCAAGGGCCAGGCGCUCCUGCGGUGGCACGGGGAUCAUCGGUUCAGCGGGCGUUCAGGCCGGCUCAGCCUGCGGGACGCGUCGGGCAGCAAGCGCACCUGUCCCGACACGGGCCACGUGCAGUACCCACAGAUGGCGCCUGUAGUGAUCGUUUUGGUGGUGGAUGGCGAUCGAUGUCUCCUGGCCCGCAAGGACAUCCACCCGCCUGGCAUGUACAGCACCAUCGCAGGCUUCUGUGACAUUGGCGAGAACGUGGACAUGGCGGUGAGGAGGGAGGUGGCCGAGGAGGUGGGCGUGACGGUGUCCUCCCUGAACUUCGUCUUCUCCCAGCACUGGCCGUUCCCCAGCAGCUCACUGAUGCUGGCGUGCCACGCCGUGGCCGAGGAGGGCCACACGGAGCAGAUCUCUGUGGACACCACAGAGCUGGAGGACGCGCGCUGGUUCUCGCGCGACGAGGUACACAGCGCGUUCUCGCGACCCGUCCCGCCGGAGGUGCUGCGUGGCUGGGCAGUGUCGUCGCCGGAGGAAUCGUCUCAGGCGGCCCGGGGCGACGUCCCCUUUUGGGUGCCGCCAAAGUGGACGGUCGCCCACUGGCUCAUCCGCGAGUGGAUCCAGGUGCCCAAGCUGGGAUUAAUGUCUCAGUGAAUAUAUCCCGGGUCGUUGGUUGCCAAGCGUGGACACUUACUACAGAGUACAGAAGAAAGAACACUGUUAUUUGCGAGGCGAUGCCUUGGAAAAUCAAACUUAACUUUAAAUUUCACCAGGCAAGGCCCACUGAGCUAUAUAGCUCUUUUGCAGAUAGGACCUGGCCACAAAUAUAUGGACAUCUGUGAACAUCUAUGAAAAAGAUCUUCAUAGCUAAUUAGAUUCCUCCAGUAUAAAG